Messenger RNA from Didymosphaeria variabile, 1182 nucleotides. RefSeq lists its product as uncharacterized. NCBI's taxonomy places the organism in Eukaryota, Fungi, Ascomycota, Dothideomycetes, Pleosporales, Didymosphaeriaceae. The record is from RefSeq and is a predicted model, not a curated record. The coding region runs from base 1 to 1182 and encodes 393 amino acids. The transcript is spliced from 2 exons.
AUGGCAAGCCAGCAAGAUCUCCAGACACUGCUCCGCUUUCUCUCGCAAGAUGCCAAGAUUCCCCUCGCUUCCGCAAUGGGUAAGAUCAAGGACCUACAAGCCGCGAAGAUGAUCACAACGGACAACAUUGCCAAGGCCGAUAUAGACAGCCUUCGAAAAAUACUCGGAGAUGAGAAGCUCGCGCGACAGGUUCUCAAUGCCGCAAAACGCGUGUCCAAGAAGCGCACAAACGGCGAUCUCUCAACAGCAUCAACAUCUGCAAUACCUCCUCCAGUGAAGAGAGCAAAGACGAGCUUCGGAGCACCAAUGGACCCCGCAACUUUCGAAGCUUCCCUCACGCUUCCAUCCUCCAACCUCACUGCGUCCGAAUUGGAGCACGUAGUCCUAUUCACUAAUCGUGCGCCACUUGUCCUAGCUGUUGCUGUGACGGUGUUAAAAUACACUAUGCCCACGCAACCUCUCUCCAGCAGAUUGAGUCUCGCGCAAGCCGUAUGUAGCGCAAACAGCCAGUCCAAAGCAAAGUACAUUGGUAUCCAGAAAGGCGCGUCUGCAGAGGAGGAAGGCUGGGGUGAAGGUCAACCGCUCAUUACCGUCUUGAAUCGACAGAUUCGAGUCAUGAAACGAUGGGGAUACACGUGGAAGGAAGAACCGGAGGUACAAGAAGGGGACUUGGCGUCAUCGCAGGCUACCGUACAAGGUGACGAUGUGCAAGAUACGCAAGAGACCGUCUCCCCUGAUGAGCCGGCCCUGUGGGGUGUAGAUCUAGAGGCGCUAAAGAAGUCGAAUGGGCCGGUGACGAUUGGGGCGAGACACGGCUCGACGAGCGACCUACCGAUCUACAGACCUGAGUCUACAAGAGUGUAUCUUCUGAAGUCGUUCGGCAUCAAACCAGGCCAGGAGGCGAAGCCCACCAAAGCACUGACGGGUAAGAAAGUCCUUGAGGAGAAGGAGCACAACCUUGGAAUGCUUCUGACGUCACUGGACUUAUUAUGCCAAUCCUGGGCGUCCGUACUCAGCAAUGAGGAUCUUGAUAAACGGGCUUGGGGCUGGUAUUGUAGCGUGAGGCCGGAGGUAAAGAAUGGUGUUGCGGGCUGGGGAGGUAAGGGCGAUGUGAAGCUUGCGGAUAUUCUGCAAUUGCGACGGAAAGGAGGAAUCGACAGUUUCUUUAGAGGCAGCAAUUAG